UUUAUUUACUCAUAAUUUCGUUCAGCAAUAAUAAGCUUUGCUUCCGCUUCUGUUGAAAGUCAGUUAAAUAGAAUUUCUCCAAAAAGCGGGAGUGAGACACAAAAAGAACCAUUUAACCCAUCAUAGCCGUUCAUCUUCUUUUAUCUUUUUCAGUUAUUCUUUCUCAUUGAAUCUCAACCGUUCCUCGUUCUGUCAGCGGCGGUGGCUCUCAUCCUCCGCCGUCCGGACUUCCGCUGAUUAUUGAUUAUAUCCGAUAACUCUUGCCUUCCAAUUUAGCCAGAAAAUUGAUUAGCAGAUGAUGAGGGUGUCUCCUAUGUAGCGGUUUCUCACCGAGUUUUUUCCUCUUCUGACUGCAACUACUCCAAUGUGAUAACCAAAAGAUUCUAAUUUUGAAUAUUCUUGAUUAUGGUUGUGUUUUACAAACCAUAUUCAUUGCUGGCAAUUGAGAUUGGCGUCUAUUCGAGAGACCUGCUCUCUGCUUUCGCCGUCUCUGCUGUGAGUUUUACGAUCUACUGCAGCUUCUCGUCUUCAUUCCAUGUAUCAUAAUUUGGACCACUCUGUACAUCCGGACAUGGCAAUCCCUACCUUUAGGGCUUCCUUUAGCGGUGGUGAGCAUUGUGGGAGUAGGAAAUUGGAAAGAAAGCCUUCUGGCAGGAGGCGUGUAUUUGUUCAGACUGAAUCUGGUUUCGUUUUGGGAUUAGAAUUAGACAGGAGUGACAAUGCUCAUACGGUAAAGAAGAAAUUACAGCUUGCCCUUAAUGUUCCGACGGAGGAAACGUCACUGAAUUUUGGGGAUAUGGUGUUUAAAAAUGACUUGAGUGCAGUUAGAAAUGAUUCUCCGCUUCUUCUGACCAAGAAUUUUAUGCAUCGAAGCUCAUCUACCCCAUGUCUUUCACCUGCUGGGAAGGAUCUUCAGCAGAGUGACCAGAGUGGUCCAAUCGUGGUGUUAGGAUUUUCAAAUCACUUUGCUAGAGUGAAAGAAUUAGUUAAGGAGAUUGUGAAGGCAAUAAGGAUUGGAAUUGAUCCAAUUCCUGUUCAUAGUGGGCUUGGAGGAGCAUAUUAUUUUAAAAACUGCGAUGGUGACAAUGUUGCUAUUGUGAAGCCUACUGAUGAAGAACCAUAUGCCCCCAAUAACCCUAAAGGUUUUGUCGGCAAAGCUUUAGGACAGCCAGGUCUGAAACGUUCAGUGAGAGUUGGGGAAACAGGUUUCAGAGAAGUAGCAGCUUACCUUCUCGACUAUGAUCAUUUUGCCAAUGUGCCCUCAACUGCCCUUGUGAAGGUCACACAUUCAAUAUUCAAUGUCAAUGGUGGGGUGAAUGGAAAUAAGCAUCAACAAAUGGAACAGGUUAGCAAGAUUGCAUCAUUGCAACAGUUCAUACAUCAUGAUUUUGAUGCCAGUGAUCAUGGGACUUCAAGCUUUCCUGUUGCUGAUGUUCACAGAAUUGGGAUAUUAGAUAUACGAAUAUUAAACACGGACAGACAUGGUGGGAAUCUUCUGGUCAGGAAGCUUGAUGGCAUUGGGAGGUUUGAUCAGGUCGAGCUUGUUCCGAUUGAUCAUGGCCUUUGUCUUCCAGAAAGCUUGGAGGAUCCGUACUUUGAGUGGAUCCAUUGGCCACAAGCAUCAAUUCCUUUUUCAGAGGAUGAGCUUGAUUACAUUGGUCGUCUAGAUCCCUUUCAAGAUUGCGAUAUGCUGCGAAGGGAGCUGCCCAUGAUUCGAGAGGCAUGCCUCAGGGUCUUGAUUGUUUGCACGGUUUUUCUCAAGGAAGCAGCAGCUUUCGGUCUCUGUCUUGCUGAGAUUGGAGAGAUGAUGAGCAGGGAGUUUCGAGGUCAUGAAGAGGAACCUAGUGAGGUUGAGCUUAUAUGCAUUCAAGCAAGAAGUCUACAAGGGGAGAAAGAACGUUCUUCCUAUGAGGCAAAAGCAGGAGACAUUCCGGAGUUUCAGUUUGGUUUUGACAGUGAGGGUGAGGAUUUAGACUUUAAUUUGAACAUGGGAGACAAAUUGGCAAUGAAAUAUCUCUGUUCUCAAUCUGCAGGUGAAAAUGGCCCAAUUCCACUUUCCAGGGUGGUAGAGAGUGUGGAGGAGGAGCAGGAAGAAGUUGAAGAAACUGAAGGAAAGGAAUUAUCUGCAAGCACAGAUGAAAAUACUGAUCCCACGCAGGAUGGAGUUCCAACAAUUUUGAAGCCGCCGGUGUUAUUGAAAAGCAUCAGUGCUGGUGAGAAGAGUUGGCGACAUGUGGGUGUGAUACAUAAAAGUGGGUAUUUGGCCGGUACUUCAUCUGGAAAUAGGAGUGUGAACGAGCAGCUUCCUGCGAGUGCUAGUUUUGUGAAGUUCACUGAUCUAACUGAAAGGGAAUGGGUGCAGUUCCUUGAGAAUUUCCAGACGUUACUAUGCCCAGCUUUUGGUAAUCGUAAAUUAGGGAAUGUUGGUCAGAGGCAUAGACACAGACUCGGAACAUCUUGCCAGUUCUGAGAAGUAGUUAACAGACAUCACAAAGCAGAAAAGAGAAAGUUUUGAAGCCAGAAUGUCUAGUUGGUUUGAUCUAUAGUCUUAUAGAUAUUUAUCGGAGUAUGAAGUUCAUUUGCGAUUAGGAAUAAUCCUGAACUUUAAGGAUUGUAGAUUGCGGUCUUCAACUACUGGAGGUGAGGAUUAAGUUUCUUGUCAUUUAUAUAAUCUCUCUUUGCUAUAUUUUAUUGGUUGCAGUGCUCCAUGUUCAGUAUUUAGAAACAGUGUGGGUAGCAAAAUAAGACAAUGUAUAGGCAUGGUUGUCAUGUAGAAAGCACAAAACUACAUAUACUUCGAGUAAUGUCAGGUAUUUGCUUUGUGCUUUCUUAUAUAGUUAGAUAUGAGAAUGUAAUGGCAGUACAUCUCUUUGAUAUCCAGUUUUUAUCUAAAAUUAUAUAUGUGAUUAUCAAUAAA
Messenger RNA from Mercurialis annua (annual mercury), 2917 nucleotides. Its product is annotated as phosphatidylinositol 4-kinase gamma 7-like. Bases 536 to 2470 code for a protein of 644 amino acids. The transcript is spliced from 2 exons. The record is from RefSeq and is a predicted model, not a curated record. Lineage: Eukaryota; Viridiplantae; Streptophyta; Magnoliopsida; Malpighiales; Euphorbiaceae.